AUGUUACCCAGUCUAUCGCGGCGCUUCUCUUUGCUGCGAACCCCCGCUGGGGAGCCCGUCACCGUGGACGACCUCCGCUCCAAGUUCGCUGAGCACCGCGCCAAGGGUUCUCAACACACAAUUAGCGAAGAGGAGGAAGACAUGUUGCUGGAAACGUUCAGUCGCCUGCGAGGAAAGCCUUCUGGCGCAUCCCAGGAGAACGUUGACGGGAGUGAUGUUGGGGCAACCACGGCAGAAGACGAGUCUGGGAGUAAUACCAACACCACCAUCAAGUCGACCAAAGGAACCUCCAGCGCCACCUCUUCGCCUAGCAGUCGUUCUACCAAGAGGUACAGCAACAAUAUGUUUGGCUCGGGGAGGAUGCGCGACUACACGUACCUGAGGAGCGUAGCAUCCUCUCGUACCUCUGCCAGCGGGAGCACCAAGACCCAUUCGUUAACACCCUCCGAGGCUUCUUCGUCGACACCGAGAGGCAACACGUCAUCCAUCGCGGACAGUUUGCGUCCAUCGACACCGACGGGUACUAGCGUCGACGAGUCGGUGCAAUCAAGUCCUUGCCCAAGCAACAUCAACGAUCAGGGUUCUUUGCGAUCGACAUCAUCAUCGAUGGACCCUGCCCAACCCAUAUCAGCAGCGGAGUAUCGAUUGCAGAAGUCGCUGGCACCGGCCGUUUUGAAGAGAGCGUCCCUUGCCCUCGAAAGUGUUAUCAAGGAGCUUGAGGAUGAUGUUGAAGAGGAAAUAGUCAUGCCCCGCUCCACACCUAUCCCGAGAAACCAUGUCGAUCACAAUCAACACCAGCUCCUCGAUCUUAGGAGGUCGAAGGCGGCCAGCAUCUCCUUUGGCAAAUCCGCCCUUCCAAUCUAUACCGGCAGGAUCGCCAUCGCAAGGACUGUCUAUAUCGAGGCCAACUACACCUUCCAAGAUCGUUUGGACCAAGUCCAAAAGAUCAUCAACGGUGCAAGCGGUGGUGUCGAUGUCUUUGGUGGUGCAGCCAUGGGAUUAGAGAGGAAACCGAGUGGGAAUGGCAUCAGUGCGCCUGCUCUCAAUAGCUCUGGAUCGUAUUCUUCAACAGACGACCUCGGCCGCUCUUGGUCAUCCAACCGUGCUUUUGGUAACAGUCGACCUACGUCCCCGCUCAAUGCCUCGGUUGCCUCGCAAAACUCGUUCUCGGACGCAUCCCACAAUCUCACUAAUUCCCAAUCCCAGAACAAGCAUCGUUCUGCCACUCCGACACAGAUCACUCCGAGAUCCCCUUCUUCACCGACCUUCGAUACCUAUCGCAACUCUCCUUCGAGACUUGGCAAGCGCUCCUCCAAACAGAAUGGACCGUCUUCCACCUCACCUUUCGACCUUGGACCCCUUCCAUCUCUGACCCUGAACUCUAGAGCCAACCUGUCUAGUUCUUCGUUACUUUCGACAGGGUCUAGCUUCCAUUCCUGGGACGACAACAACGACAGAGUUCUCAACAUUUUCGAUGAUAUCGAUGCUCAGCCCGCGUGGCACGAUUUCUCAUCCGACAAAUCAACAACAUCGGGUUCUGAAACCCAAGGCAAGGUUUCGUCCAGUAACGAAACAACCCCAGAUGAUGAUUGGGAACCGGAGGAGAUUAUCCGAAGCUAUGCUGGGCUGAAGAAGGCCGACUUUGCAACAAUCCAGGAGAAGCUAGUCGCCGUGGCGAAGGCAACUGAGCACCGAGGGUCAGCCCUAAGGAAACGACGACCAUCCACUUCGCAAUCCAACUACUCCACAAGGGACCAUAGGGUUGCCAGUCCGCCGCCGCCUGCUUCCCCCGUAUCCAAUGUCCACUCCAUGGCUCGCGAACAGCAGAAGGCCAUUGAAGUGCAGUCGCUAUCGGCGCCCAGCCUAGCUUCAUCGCAGUCCUCGUCUUCCAUUGACAGGGAAUUCGGCCUGCGCAGGAAUUUGGCGCAAGUUCUCUUUGGGGAAGGAGAAGACGAUAGGGCGCCAGAUGCUACAGUCACGGGGCAUGGCACGAUAACUGCCAAUUCCACUGCCACUGCGAACUCGACGAUAACGGGACGGGCGGCGCCUUCAGCCACCACGGAGCCCAUCGCCAUUAAUCCUAAUGCCAGCGUGUCUUCAGAACUAGCCAUCGGUUCGGCGAUUGCUGAAACCAGUAUAUCCGAGUUGCUGGAGAGUGCCAUGGGCAGCCACCCCAAAGAUACCCCACAGUCCAAAGAGGAACCUGCAAGUCCUGCCCCCUCAUCUUCUUAUCUCCUCAAUCGGAACCCUUCGACAUCCCGGAUUCCCCAGUCGCCGCAAGAUCAAGCUGUUCUUGCACGGGAGAUCCAACAGAAGGCUCAGGCCGCGACCCUGGCCCUCCACAAACCCCUGAAUGAGGCACCUGUUCAUACCACCCUCCCGCGAAAGCGCAUCGAUCCCAGCCAAAUCUCCAGCCCGACGCUGGUCUCUUCCUCGGCCAGUGUCGAUACUAUCCCAUUGAAGACGCCUUCGUUGACUGCCAGUACGAACUCUGGUAGUCUGAAGAUCGGUUCUCGAUUCAAGAGGCUUAGAGGGAGCAUACGUGCGAAAGUCGCGACAGUCGAUGAGAAUGCUUCGAUCAACUCUGAUACCAAGAGCCCACCAACGAGCAGCCAGAUGGCGACAUAUGAUCAUGAUAAGCUGAGGGCUGCCAGUGGACCCAAUUCCUCAGGGCCAGGCGACGGAGGGAGGUACAAGGUCUCUGUACCUAGUCCUCCUGCGUCAGCAGGCCCGGGGUUGAAAGGGUUCAUGGCGCGGUUCAGGACGAAGCGUAUGACGGAUAUACCGCAGUCAACAUCGUCUCCGACUCAAGGUUCGCCUCACAUCCCUGCAGCAUCCUUCUCACCUUUGUCUCCCUCGCAUAAAUUAUUCCCGGCCAGUCCCACCCCCUCAGCCACACACUUUGCCUCCAACGCCGAUUCGGAACACGCGCCCGUUGACUCGAGACCAGAGCAAAAUCGGGCUCAGUUCACAUCUCCUGCUUCACCUCUUUUGCAACAAGGACGCACAGAUACCGACUCUAGGCCAGAAGCCGGUGGGGAUUCAGAUGCCCUUCAACAGCUUUUCGCGGCUGCCAAUAAGAUCGGUAUCGAUCAGUCAGCUCUGAACGAUCUCUUGCUCCCACAGUCGUUCACUGGACAGGCGGAGAACUUGCUCACUGUUCCAACCGCUGGCAACGACAAGAACUCUGCGACUUACGACUCCGUGUAUGAGCUGUAUGGUGAUAGCAGGGCCACGAGCAUGAUGGUUGACCCCAAUAACCAUGAUAACCGGGGUGAAGGUCACCUACCUGCCGAAUCGACUACUGGUGUCGAGGUGAUUGAGCUCGCGAAUGGAGAAACCAUUUGGAAAAUUGUGAACGGGUUACGGGACGACGAUGACGAUUCCUUUUAUCCCAGUCAGCGCAACAGUAUUUCAUCAGAAUAUUCCACUCGCGAAGGAACUACUGAAGGAUUGCAAGUUUUCGUCAAGGAGCAUGUCCGUUCGGGAUCUAAAGGCAGCCAUGCUUCCUUUUUGUCAAGGAAGAAAUCAGGUGCAGGGAAGGCGCGUCCCGACACAAAGAUCAUGUAUAGUUCGCCGGAGCAAAUUGCUCACCUGAUCGAGCAGCUUUCUCAUGGCAUGGAUGCUGGUUCCUUCAACUUUAGACCCUAUCGCAAUUCUGGUUCUGGGUCGACCUCUGGAACACGGUCCUCAGUCGAACCUGGCCAUUCCGCGACAUCUUCCCUUUCGGCCAAUGAGAUAACAUGGACUAUGAAAGAGAUUGAUUCGAUGCUGACCUCCAUGUCCCCGAAAUCCUAA
Coprinopsis cinerea okayama7#130 is the source of this 3798-nucleotide messenger RNA. RefSeq lists its product as hypothetical. The record is from RefSeq and is a predicted model, not a curated record. Lineage: Eukaryota; Fungi; Basidiomycota; Agaricomycetes; Agaricales; Psathyrellaceae. The transcript has 8 exons. The coding region runs from base 1 to 3798 and encodes 1265 amino acids.